Pichia membranifaciens NRRL Y-2026 is the source of this 5250-nucleotide messenger RNA. RefSeq lists its product as hypothetical. Gene Ontology annotation, biological process: protein localization to prospore membrane; ascospore-type prospore membrane formation. Gene Ontology annotation, cellular component: prospore membrane. NCBI's taxonomy places the organism in Eukaryota, Fungi, Ascomycota, Pichiomycetes, Pichiales, Pichiaceae. The coding region runs from base 498 to 5117 and encodes 1539 amino acids. The record is from RefSeq and is a predicted model, not a curated record. The transcript has a single exon.
CGUGUCGCAGCCCAACGGCAAACGGAAAGCGGAAGAUAAAAACCGAGAUCCGAGCUGAGCUUUUUUUCUGUGUUGCCCCCCGGUCUUUCCGAAUGCGGCAGGGGAAAAAAAGUUGCCCCCGACGAUCGGCCAGAAAAAGCGAAAAUCGGCGCCUGCCGACAUGAAUGCACAGUAGGUGAGAACAAUCGCUGGCAGCGGUGGCGUACUCCGGAAUGAGGGAGGAGAGAAAAAGAUGAGGCUCGGCCAUCUCGUGGACGGCCAGACAGCCCGGAGCAGGGUGGCCAGCUGAAAGGGACGAAAGGCAAGGAGCCGAGCCAUUUGACUAGAAAGGACAGGGUGGGACGGAGCUUGCAGAGACACACACGCGGGCUGUAGCAGAUAGAGCUAUAGAUCGACAGCCAGCGCCAGAUCCCCCUGUCUAGGCCUUCUCCCCGCCCUGUGCACCCGACACGUCCACGGUUAGAGGACCCACACACCAGGCAAGGCCACAGUCAUAGAUGACGGGAGACACGGAGCACGCGACGAAGCAUACGCAUGCGCACACGCAGAUCCGGAUCCCGAGGAACUCGUUCACGGCGUUUCGACUCAAGUACUGCGAUGCGCUGGAGCUAUACAACACAUCCACGGUGAUAUUCAUCGGAAACAUCCCGCCGGCCUGGAUCUUGGACAAGAAGUCGCUUCUUCUUGCCAGGCUCAACCGUUUGGACAGCAUCAAGGCCUCGCGGAACCAGCACCCAGAGCACAGCACGCUUCAACACUUUGAAAACGCCAUCCACUUCUCAGACACGAGUGCUACUGCAGGCAGCACGGACUUUGGCGACAAAAACGGCGACAAUGACGGCGACAAGGCGGCGGAGGCAGAAGAUGGCGGUGGCAGCGGUUUCCACAACGACGCCCAUUCCGUCCACCCCUCCUUGAAGACCCGAUUAAAGGCGAAAUUCUUGCACAGUACGAUCCACGUGCCGAACCUGCAUCUGAAAACAAACGAAAAUCUGGACAAAGAGACACUGUCAAAGCUGGAGUAUCAUCAGUACGAUACUCCUGCUCAGAGCUCUCACUGCUUGCUUAAUGUUCCCGCUCACAAGCCCCGAGGUGCAAGUUUCUCGGACACUAAAGACAGUGAUAAUGGCAGCUCCAGUACCGCCAAGGAGGAUUCCGUGAAUCUCGCCAAAACUCCCACCGAUGUUGUUUCUUUCAGCAUACCGAGAGAGUCCAUCCAAAGGAAGAACUCGGAGUUUCACUUACUUUUGGAUGAAAAACUUUCUUCUCCCGAGCUCGGAGACGACUCUGUCUCAACCGCAAACAGCUCUUUUGCGCCAAUCGAUGAGGCCAAGGGCUCAGAUGAAAGUCAAUAUAGUUCGUCAUGUCCGGAAUCAUCGUCUGUUUCUCAAACUUCUGAAGCCCCGCAAUCCUUACAACUCUUUCUCAAGAAGCCUGACGAGGAGAAGCAAGAGAUCCUCAAGGAAGAAAUAGACAACGCAAUGCUGUCGUUGCAAAAAACGUACAACGUCGGAAAUGGAAAGGAACCUUCAGAGAGCAGUGAUGCUGAUUCUUUUGUAACUGCCGAAGAAACACCUUUAGAUUCUCCCUCGGAAUCAAAAGAUGACCUCAUGAGCUUGCCAGCUCACGCAGUCCCUGAAAGCAAAGAACGGAAGUCUGUUUCCUUCCAAACUCCUGCUUCAAUCAAAAUGACUAAUGCCACCAGCAUGUAUACCCUCCAAUCACAAAGAUUGGCAUUGGAUAAACAAACACCUUUCCCCUACAUGAAUAGUCGCAGCAAUUAUAAAACAGAUGAUGGGGAUGAGAAAUCACAGUUUAAAACCCAUGUUUACAGCGUGAACGAAGCUUAUACAGACAUUGAUGAUGAAAUUGCAGAAAGUUACAACAUACUGAAAACCAAAACGAUUGGUGCUAAACUAGGAUUAACUGGGGAAAUAAAUAAAUUCGAACAUAAGAGAAAAAUGAAAAAGUUGUUGCAACAUUUUCAAGCUGGGGAAAUCAUAAAGAUGGAAAAAAUGCUAGUGAUGGUCUCUACCAUAGAGAAGUUCAAAUUGAAUUCGAACUUGCAAAAAAGUACAAGAAUUUUGGAGCGUUGGCGGGAAUAUAUAACAGUCGUUAGAGCAACUAACGAUGACGACUACCCGGCCAUCAUACAGUUCUUUAAAAGCAACCAAAUUUUCAAAAAGGAUGACUUGAAAAAGUUGAGAAAAGAGAUAUAUGAAGAAGAGCUAGAAAAGCAACGUAUGGAAGAUGCAGAACCAGAGGAGGGCGAGGAGGCUAAAAGUGUGGAAGACAUUGACUCCGACAAAGAGGCCGAUGCCAACGAAGAGGUGUAUUACGACAAUGAUGAUAAAAGUUCGACAAGAAACAUGAAUACUAUUGAUCAAGAACUGGACUCGUUUGACGAAGAAAAUGGCACUGUGGUAAAUGAUGACACAGGAAACUCAACUUUAAGGUCAACUAUUAGUAAAAUAAAGAAUGCAAAGAAAAAGCACGAGAGUAAGAAAAAGUUGAAAAAGUUGAAGAGUAAAGUAUCCAACAAGUCUGUGUGUGAUCAAUCUCCAUCCUUUGAUCAGUUUCCGCAUGGGAGAAAGAACAAAAAUUGUCACUUUUCUUUAGUUAUUUCACGUCACGAUGUUAAUGUCGAGUUUGCCAAUCUUUUGGAUAAAAGCAUCAGGAUUACAAAAGAAAAGAAACGCUGCACCAUAAUUUACACACUGUUGACUCAUUCAACUUCUUCAGCGAUUGUUUGGUUUAGUUUUUUGAGACAACUUCUCAAUUCCAAAGUUGCAGAUAAUGCUGCAAAAUCUAUGUUAAUUAGUAUUCCUUCUCUUAACAUCUCUUUCACCAUAACUGGCGCCAAAACUUUUUACAAGGCCUACCUUGCAGAGCGCACGGUGAUGUCCGAUUAUGUUAUGAUCAAGUACAGCAAAGACGGCUAUCAGUUUCCCCAGAUAAGAAGUUUUGAAGAAAUGUUGGAAAUCAUAGAAAAAAAAGUUUCCGAGCUUGAGAGAUACGGAAAGUUACCGACUGAUGCAACAGCUAAAGAAUUUCUAAAAAAACUCAAAACAGACAAAUCGUAUUUGGCAUUAACAUUCAGAAAGUAUGAUCGUCUAGAAUGGAUCUUGGGUGAAAGUGAGCUAAUUGUACAGAUUUUAUGGAAUAUAUUUGCGUCUUCUUAUGAGCUUGAAUUGAGAGAAUUCCAACACGAGUCUCAUAUUUUAGGUGACUGCUCAUUAGUUGAACCCCUACCCAUUGAAGGGUUUGUGGUUAAAUUAUCAAAUCGGAGGGGUAAGCUUACAUCCAGCAUUGGAAGACAAUAUUACAAACUUCUUUAUGCUUUCACAGUUGAGAAUUUGCUCUUUCUUCAAGACUUUUAUAACGCUGUUCCAGUAUUGCCAUACCCCGCUGAACCUCAGCGUAAACUAAUCUCUCCUGCAGGUGAUGUUUUAAACUUGAAAGGAUUAGAGGAAGCCUCUUCUUUUGACCCAACAACCUAUCAGCAGACACCCUACCCUAGGACAAUGCAUCAUAUACAAUGGUUGAAACCGGGGAUAUCUCCAGAAGAAUAUGCAUCUCACGAUGCUGAUGCUUUGUAUGAAGCAGAAAGGCGUGCUUGUAUGAUCUCGAAUGCUUCUGCUGUUGUGGACCUUUGCAAAGUGAAAGAUAUAAGACUAGUCCCAAAACAAGACAUCAGCCUUGUCGUAAGGACAGCUAGUCGUGCCACCUGGAAGAUUCAGCAGCUUCAAUCUUCCGCUACAAACAAGUCCUUGUUUAAAACACUUUCGGGAAAUAUCGGAGCAGUUGAAGAUGAUGAAUAUGUUGAAAACUGUUUGGAGCUUGUGAUGGAAAAUGGAUCCAUAAUGAGAUUUCAAGUCUCUUCCCGUACGAUAAGGAAUGAAUGGGCAAAAAACUUAGGAAAAUUAAGUGAAUACUGGACAUUGAAAAAAAGAGAAGACUUAAUCCGCCAUGUGUUACUGAAAGAAAAGAACUUAACAUUGAUGAAUACGCACAACGAUGAUUAUUACGAAUCGUUGAUUGCUAAUGAAAAUGAAGCUAGUUGUUCUAAAUGGGAAAUGUCAAAAGCUUAUACCGAUACUCAGCUAUAUAGUAUAUCAUCUUACGUUUUAGACAAGCCAGUUCUUAUGGAAGGAUACAUUUAUUGCAAGAAAUUCAAGAGUAAACAGUUUAAACUUUUCUAUGCUGUGUUAAGCCCUGGAGUUCUUGUGGUGUAUGAUAUUUUCAAAAGGUCCAAAAGAACAGGAGUUGCCCGAAACACAACUUAUUACAGGCGUUAUGCUGCGAUAUCACUAGCAAGCUGUUACGUUUUUGCCAAUACAGGAAAAUCGAGCACUGAUAGUAAAGGGAAAGUGUUCUUUAGUUUGUCAUCCGGAGAGGACGGAUUGCCGAGAGUCUAUGGUGACGGAUGGAGAAGUAGUGAAUCUGCAUAUGAGAGAUCUUUCACUCUCUGGUUUGGUUCCAAGAAGAUCAUGAUGAAAAACAUCAAGGAAAAAACAGGCACACGAUUAAGUACAGAUGUUAAAAGAAGUUCAGCUGAGAGUGAGGUCAACUCUGCUCGCUUAACUUCUGACGCCGAGAUAGAAGCUUCCGAUUUUGAUCCAAACACCAAAACAAAAAAGUCGAAGAAUAUAGGAAAGAAAAAGAAGCCCAAAACGUUGAGCUUUUCUAGGUUGAAAAAGAAGAAGAAGAAGUCCUCAGAGCAAAAUCAAAUAGUCAAUGACUAUGGUACUGUCAGUGAAUCUAGUGAUGAAAGUACCGAUAACAGUAAUGACGAAGUUGGUGUAUUCCGAUCUAGUUCUGAAUCCGAAACGAGAACAGAAACAGAAACGGAAACGGAUACAGAAGCGGAAUCUGAUUCUGAUUCGAGUACGGAUUACGAGUAUGAAAAAGAGGUUUUUAAUGUAGGUGAUACAGAUGUGCAUGAAAGGAUUUCUACUAGAGAAUUACUGAAAUCGGCUUCCAGGCUUGGAGUUACGGGAAGGGCUAUCAAUUUUUUGGCCAGAUCCCGAGUAGACAGAGACCUUUGGGUAACGAGAUUGAUGACCGAAGUGGAAAGGUUUUCAGAAAAUCGAAACAACGAUAUACAACUGGUCUGAUUAUAAACUGUUUCGUGUGUCUGAGUUGAUUUGGCCACGAAAUAUAAAUUUUGUAUUGUAUUUUGUAAGUUUCGUACACAUGUAGAUUACUCAAAUGCUAAUUGUUUAGAUACUAAUGACAAUUUUGUGGGCA